UGGUGAGGACAGGCUGAGCUGUGACAUUGCUUAUCAAAGACCGAUACCGGGGUGGCUGGUCAUGAUAUGCUUGCCAUCUCCAGUUCGUAGUCCGAGCCAUCUCUUCUUCUUCUUCUUCUUCUCAUUCUUUCCCGAUCCGGUUCUUGUUUCCUUUGGACUUGGAUAGUGGUCGCAGAAGAAGUGUCAAGCUGGGCUGGCUCGAGCAGGGUCCGCUUUGUCCUCAGUCCAAGACUGUCCCCACCAUAUACACAAGAAUACACCCUCACCGAAACUUAAACCAACCAACCCCCCCUGCAGAACUUACUCAGCUCAACAUGAACGAACGAACACCCAUCAUACCACCCUGCACAGCAACACCCUUGGUCCAGAACUUACUACCCUCGCACUUCGGCUCCACUGGCAAGGUCACCCUGCUCUCCACCCCACGAGGAGGGCCACUCCCAGAACAUACCCCACAGAGGAAACUACGACUAUUCGCACUCCAACUAGGCUCCCACCUCAUCUCAAACACCAUCCUCGUCAUCAUCGUCCUCUACGCCCUACUCAAAAGACUAUCCACCAAACUCAGCUCAUCUCUCUCCAACUUCAUCAACUCACUCUGUCAGUCAACCGAACAACAACAACAGCAACAACAGAAACGCACCCGAAAGUUCUCCCGUUCAUGGGACCGGCCCGAAAAAUUCAAAAACGAGAAGGUCACAAAGGAUUUCCACUACUAUGCCAAACAGGCUGGCUUCGAGAUCAUCGAACAAACUGUCGAAACCCUCGACGGCUACUUCCUCCAAGUCUGGAAGAUCGUCAAACCCGGCCAGGAACGUUUCACACUCAAGGAUGGUAAAGGCGGCUAUCCUGUGCUCAUGCAACACGGUCUCUUUCAAAGCUCUGGAAGUUUCAUCACAUCCGAGGAACGUAGUCUGGCGUUCUGGCUUGCCGAGCAUGGUGGCUAUCAAGUUUAUCUAGGUAACAAUCGUGGGAUCUUCAACAUGGGUCAUCGGAAGUUGAAACGAAGUGACCCCAGAUUUUGGGAUUACAACAUCAAGGAAUUGGCAUUAUACGAUUUACCGGCACUGGUCGACCACGUCUUGAAGGAUACCGGCCACUCCAAGUUAGCCUUCAUCGGCCAUUCUCAAGGAAAUGCGACGAUGUUUUGUUCCCUAGCCACGGGGAUGGUCCCAGAAUUAGGGAGCAAGCUGUCUUGUUUUGUCGCCCUAGCCCCUGCGGUAUAUGCGGGGCCAUUGACGGAAGGAUUCCCGUUUGGAGCCCUCAAGUCGAUGCGAUGGCGGACGUGGAGACGAUUCUUUGGGAUCCUCGACUUCCUCCCUAUCAUGUCUCUCUGUGUCGACUACCUUCCCUCCUCGAUUUUUGGCUUCCUCGGAUACCAGAUGUUUGCCUUCCUCUUCAGUUGGACCGACCGCAACUGGCUCCUCAGACGCAAACUUAAGAUGUUCAGAUUCACUCCUUCUCCCGUCUCCUCCGCUGGCAUCUUCUGGUGGACUGGUUACCAGGGGUUCUCUACUCGAGGUUGUGUCUUGGAUCCUGAAGUCGAAAGAUGGUGGGAUUCAAAGUUCCCACCCUUAGCACUCUACCAUGGUGGAAAGGAUUUCUUGGUCUUAGCCGAACCCCUGAUCAAACGAAUAGAAACCCACGAGAAGUCGGUAGACUUGAUCAGGAACUUCAAGCUCGAAGACGGCGAACAUUGCGAUACGUUUUGGCAUGCCGAUGCCGUCGAGAUAUGCUUCCACCUCAUCCUUGAGGAUAUCGAGAAGACCAGAAAAGACAAGGCUCCAGAAGUGACAGAGGUGAUCGUGAGCUCGGAAGCCGAAGGAUCAGAAGUGGUUGCGAUAGUCAAGCCGGGCCCAAACAACCGACUGCAAGAGAUCUUAUGUGAGCCAAGCUCGUGCGACUCCAAGACGCGAGAACAGAUCAUGAACGGGAUCCUGAGUGGGCGGAUUGCCGAGCUCGGGCACCGGUUCCAUAACCUUGCACAGGAGGACACGGUGGAUAACCAACAAACUGGAACGCCUGGAACGCUCGCCCAAGCUUCCUCUCCCGAGAACCUGCCCGUCGUCGAUGGAAGCCUCUUCAUGGAUGACCGCGAUCGGUUUCAGGAACCCGUCAUGCACCUCACUCGCGACGUCUGAUCUUUUGUUUUUCUUCUUCCCUUCCUUCUUGCAUCCUUCGAUUCUCUCUCUCUCUCUCUCUCUCUUUUUCAUAUCAAACAUUGCUUAUCUUCUCGCAUUCUUACUCAUGAUUGUACUAUCGAGUUGCGUUUUUGUUCUUUCUUUGAUACCAUCAUCUAUUUAUCAUUUUCAUUUCGUCUUUGUUGUCGUUUUUUCUUUCUCUCUUUCUGUAUGUUUUAGUUUGCAUCUCAUCGGUCACUUCUUCCACAAAAAAGGAAUCCUCGUCAUCCUUUCUCUCUCAAACACACACGUUGCAAUUUCGUGUUUUUUUUUUUUUUCGUCUUUCGUUUUGUUCCUUUGAUCGCGCAAUCUGCAUUCAUUUUUCUAUAAACUAAUUAUCUUAACCCUAAUCCUUUUUUUUCAAUCUGACAAUCAAAAAAAAAACAAUCUGUCACCAUUAUUUUCUCUCUUUCUUUUGUUGUUUUCCAUCAUCGUUAACUUACACAUUACAUCCUCUCAUCAUUGCCCACCAUCUUGUAGCACGUGUAAAUCAGUUUUAUGGGACACAUAGGUACAUUCAAUUAUCUCGACCCAAAUUUAACACAGGAACUUAGCCUAAG
Puccinia graminis f. sp. tritici CRL 75-36-700-3 is the source of this 2740-nucleotide messenger RNA. RefSeq lists its product as uncharacterized. The coding region runs from base 315 to 2141 and encodes 608 amino acids. The transcript is spliced from 7 exons. The record is from RefSeq and is a predicted model, not a curated record. Gene Ontology annotation, biological process: lipid metabolic process. Lineage: Eukaryota; Fungi; Basidiomycota; Pucciniomycetes; Pucciniales; Pucciniaceae.